This is a messenger RNA of Culex pipiens pallens (northern house mosquito), 1406 nucleotides long. RefSeq names its product protein lifeguard 1-like. The transcript has 3 exons. Lineage: Eukaryota; Metazoa; Arthropoda; Insecta; Diptera; Culicidae. The record is from RefSeq and is a predicted model, not a curated record. The coding region runs from base 441 to 1355 and encodes 304 amino acids. Gene Ontology annotation, cellular component: membrane.
UGGACCAGCUGUGCGAGAAAAUUCUUAUCGGGGAAGUUUCGGGCCGUCCUCGUUAGUCACUCUUCGUUAUUUCAAGUGUAACGAUAUACAAGAAACACCUUAUUUGUUGACAAUAUCUUGACUCAAUACCUGGCAUCGCAGCACUUUCUGGUUCACAACAAUUUGUAACAUUCAUUGCAGUUGGUGCAGAAAAAAAGUGAGAUCGAUAGAAACGGUGUCGGUUAUUUUUUUGUGCGGUUCAUUGCGAAGAGUUUAUUCAAGAAAACAGGUGGUUAAAGUUAGCUGCAUAUAACGUCUCAAUUUGAUUUUAGGUAACCCGUAAAAGGAAGCCAAGGUGUGCAUUUUGAUAAACGUAAUUGUUGCAGAAAGUUUGCUUGGGACCAUAUAGAUAACUAUAAGUUGGUACAUCAUCAAUACAAGAGGUUUGAUCCUGCAGAACAAUGGCACAACCAGGUUACGGAUUCCCAAAUCAGCCUCCAUACUCCCAGCAACAACCAGGAUACCCACCUCAGCCAGGUUAUCCACCUCAGCCAGGUUAUCCACCCCAGCCAGGGUACCCACCCCAACCAACCUUCCAACAACCCCAGUCAGGCUUCUACGGAUACCCCCAGAGUCAACCGUACGCCGGAAAUACGGGCGCUCUCUCGAUGGGCAGCGACCCGGAAGAUCCCGACGCAUGCGGAUUCGACUUCACCGAUCAAUCCAUCCGGAAGGGAUUCAUCCGAAAAGUGUACUCCAUACUGAUGGUUCAACUCGGCAUCACGCUCGGCUUCAUCUGUCUGUUUAUGUACCACGAGCCGACCAAGGUGUGGGUCCAACGUCAUCCGGAAGUGUUCUGGAUCGCAUUCGGCGUGAUGCUCGUCACGAUGAUCUCAAUGGCGUGCUGUGACAGCGUCCGACGGAAGUCUCCGAUGAACUUUAUCUUUUUGGGCCUGUUCACGCUGGCGAUGUCCUUCCUGAUGGGCGUUACCACGGCCAGGUUCAGCUCGCAGGAAGUUCUGUUGGCGGUGGGAAUCACGGCAGCGGUUUGCCUCGGGUUGACCCUGUUUGCGUUCCAGACCAAGUGGGACUUCACCGUGAUGGGGGGCAUGUUGUUCGUGGCGGCGUUGGUGCUGAUGCUGUUCGGGCUGAUUGCCAUUUUCUUCCCCGGAAAAACUAUCACUCUGGUUUAUGCCAGCUUGGGGGCGUUGUUGUUUAGCUUUUACUUGGUUUACGACACUCAGCUGAUGAUGGGUGGAAAACACAAGUACAGCAUUAGUCCCGAGGAGUACAUCUUUGCUGCGUUGAAUCUUUAUCUAGAUAUCAUUAAUAUUUUCAUGUUUAUACUAACGAUUAUUGGUGCAUCUCGAGAUUGAAGAAAAUUGUUAUGCUUUUGUCGAAAUAAAUAUUGAUAAGUAAUCGUUAAA